UACACAGAAAUACGUGAAACACCCACCCCCAUUUUUCCACCAACAAGCAAAAUUCCCAAAUUUAAUUCCACAGAAAUUAGAGGAGAGAGAAAAAAAAUGAAGAAAGCCGGCACCGAGAAGAAGAAAGUCCGGCGAUCGGCCGCCGGAUCUAUGCAAAGCGGCGGCAGCGACACUCCUCCUCGGAAACAAGCUGCAGAGAAGGAUGUAUACCUGUCAUUUGCUGAAAAGGUGAGAGAUCAUAAAGAUUUAGAGUCAAGAUGGGCAGUUUUGCAGGAGACACGUGUUGAAUACUUCAGGGGGAAGGAUUUUGUCAGUUUCUUAAAAAGUCACAAAGAGGUCAGAGAUAUACUGGGUUUAGAUAGUAAUCUAGAAGCAGAAGACAUUGCUGAUGUUCUAUUGAAGAAAAACCUCAUUGUACGAUGUGAUCGUGUUGUAAAGACUCUAAGGCCGGGCAAGAAGAAGUUGUCGACAUGGCCUGCACAUUUGGAGAUCUUUCCUGUUCAAACUUUUUCAGACAAUGAUGCUUUCUUUGUAUGGACAUUCAUAAAGAGGCACCCCUUAUGGCAGACACUUCUUUCAUUCUCUUGGCCUGUUUUGACAUUAGCAAUCUGCUUGUUUCCCGUAUACCCUCACACAGCCAAGCUUGUGGUACUCUACUUGUGUGCUGGGAUUCUUCUACUUAUACUUUCCGUUCUACUGUUGAGAGCCACAGUUUUUGGUGCUCUUUGGAUACUUCUUGGAAAGCGCGUGUGGAUUUUCCCCAACAUUCUUGCGGAAGAAGCAACAUUAAGUGAAUUGUUCCGUUUUUGGCCUAAAAAGGACGAGGAAGAUUCACCAAAGUGGACUGGACGGCUUUUCUAUGCUGUAUUAGCUGUUGUGGUCAUAAUGAUUUUGAGACAUCAUGCUCCUGAUGAAGCUGCUCGAGCUAGGUACCAGAGACGGGUUUCUAACAUCAUUGACGAUGUCCUGGAAUGGUCCCCGAAACUUGCUAUCUCGGGAAUGAUGAAGCAACAACCCGAGGGAGUCAACGUGACAGACUUUCAAAACGAGUCUGCAAAUGGUAGUGGAUCAAGCUCCGAGGUGCCCCCGGCACCAAGUGACGCGGAUGUAGAUUUUGGCGAUGAGCAUGAGGAUGAAACUUUAGAUGAAACCGAGGAUAACAGUGGACCAUCGCAACAAAAUCAUGAAGGUGUAUGAUCCAUUUUAUGUUUAUUUUUUUUUAUCUUGCUUGAAACUUUUAAGUUUUAUGGUAACCAUUUUUGUUCGCUUUAAACGUGUAAAACUAUGUAUUUAAACGUGUGAUAGAAGACUAGAGGGUCCAGUUCUAUGAAGGUUGUUGUUAUACGUAUAAUGGUAGUGGAUACCGAGCUUUUAUUAGAUCGUUUAAUUUUAAUCGGAACGAUUAUGAUAAUAUUCUGAUA
This is a messenger RNA of Spinacia oleracea (spinach), 1421 nucleotides long. Its product is annotated as translocation protein SEC62. The record is from RefSeq and is a predicted model, not a curated record. NCBI's taxonomy places the organism in Eukaryota, Viridiplantae, Streptophyta, Magnoliopsida, Caryophyllales, Amaranthaceae. Gene Ontology annotation, cellular component: endoplasmic reticulum; endoplasmic reticulum membrane. Gene Ontology annotation, biological process: post-translational protein targeting to membrane, translocation. The transcript has 5 exons. Bases 97 to 1197 code for a protein of 366 amino acids.